This is a messenger RNA of Chroicocephalus ridibundus (black-headed gull), 5729 nucleotides long. RefSeq names its product calcitonin receptor like receptor (gene CALCRL). Gene Ontology annotation, molecular function: adrenomedullin receptor activity; calcitonin gene-related peptide receptor activity; calcitonin receptor activity. Bases 315 to 1718 code for a protein of 467 amino acids. The transcript has 13 exons. NCBI's taxonomy places the organism in Eukaryota, Metazoa, Chordata, Aves, Charadriiformes, Laridae. Gene Ontology annotation, biological process: angiogenesis; cell surface receptor signaling pathway; adenylate cyclase-activating G protein-coupled receptor signaling pathway. The record is from RefSeq and is a predicted model, not a curated record. Gene Ontology annotation, cellular component: plasma membrane.
CACACGCCCGCGCCGUCUGACAGCCGCUGCCCGCAGCCGCGCCGCACGGGGCGGCGGGGGCUCCUCUGCUCUGCCUCUGCGGCCGCCGGGCUCGGGGAACUGGAUUAUACCCGGCGGGAGGAUCAGGCUCUCCUAGCUCUCUUGUUUGGCCGGGGAGGGCGGGAGGGAAGGAAACGUCGCCUUUCUCCCUCGCUUUCUGAAGAGGGAAAUCACACUGAUUUAUCUCCCGCAAAAAAAAAAAAAAAAACAAACCCAACUCGGUGUGGUUGAGUUCAUUGAACUACCAUAUAAAAUUCACUACGCCAGAUACAAAAAUGACAAAAAUCUGGAUCACAUUUUUGCUGUUCUUCUUAUCGAUUACUAUGUUUUUUGCCACUGCUAUACCAUCUGAAGGGCAUCAGAAUAUGACGGAGGACUUCACUCAACUGAGUGUGACACGGAAUAAAAUUAUGACAGCACAGUAUGAAUGCUACCAGAAAAUUAUGCAAGAUCCUAUUCAUAGUAAAGAAGGUCCGUACUGUAACAGGACAUGGGAUGGCUGGUUGUGCUGGAGUGAUGUUGCUGCUGGAACUGUGUCAGUACAGCGUUGUCCUGACUACUUUCAGGAUUUCAACCCAUCAGAAAAAGUUACGAAGAUCUGUGAUACAAGUGGGAAUUGGUUUAGACACCCAGAAAGCAACAGGACGUGGACAAACUACACCCAGUGUAAUAUCUAUACGCAUGAAAAAGUGAAGACUGCUCUGAAUUUGUAUUACUUGGCAAUCAUUGGACAUGGUCUUUCAAUUGCAUCACUUCUGAUUUCUCUUGGCAUAUUCUUUUAUUUUAAGAGCUUGAGUUGCCAGAGGAUUACCCUGCAUAAAAAUCUAUUUUUCUCUUUUGUUUGCAACUCUGUUGUAACAAUAAUUUCACUGACUGCAGUUGCCAACAAUCAGGAGUUAGUUGCAACUAAUCCAGUUAGCUGCAAAGUAUCACAGUUCAUCUACCUGUACCUAAUGGGUUGCAAUUACUUUUGGAUGCUGUGUGAAGGCAUUUACCUGCAUACUCUCAUCGUGGUGGCUGUUUUUGCCGAGAAACAACACUUGAUGUGGUAUUACCUUCUUGGCUGGGGUUUUCCACUUAUCCCUGCCUGCAUACAUGCUGUUGCUAGAACUUUAUAUUAUAAUGACAAUUGUUGGAUCAGCUCUGAUACUCAUCUGCUGUACAUCAUCCAUGGCCCUAUUUGUGCUGCUCUGUUGGUGAAUCUUUUCUUCCUGCUGAAUAUUGUUCGUGUUCUCAUAACGAAGCUGAAAGACACCCACAAGGCAGAAUCCAACCUGUACAUGAAAGCAGUCAGAGCUACCCUCAUUCUUGUUCCACUACUUGGCAUUGAAUUUGUUCUGUUUCCAUGGCGACCAGAAGGCCGGAUCGCUGAGGAAGUGUAUGACUAUGUGAUGCACAUCCUUAUGCACUACCAGGGUCUACUGGUGGCUACAAUUUUCUGCUUCUUUAAUGGAGAGGUCCAAGCUGUUUUGAGAAGACACUGGAAUCAGUACAAAAUCCAAUUUGAGCACAGCUUCAGCCACUCGGAUGCUAUGCGCACCGCUUCCUACACUGUCUCGUCAAUCAGCGAUGUUCAAGGCUACAGCUACAAUCACGACUGCACCAGUGAACAUUUAAAUGGGAAGGGCUACCAUGACAUGGAGAGUGUUGUUUUAAAAACUGAAAAGCUGUAUGGUUGACUGCCAAAGGCUCAGCAUAUGCUGGCGUGCUUACCCUCCUAGCUCAUGAACUCCAAGUUUGAUUCAAUGACUCCACGGCCAGAAGAUUUUACCUAACCUGGGAUAUGUUUUUCUCUUGAAUGAUGCAAACUAAAUCAACACGUUUUUCAUACGUAUGUAUAUAUAUGCAUAUAUACAUAUGUUUGUGUUUCUGUGUAUCUAUAUAGUAUGGACAUCUGUACAUAUAUAUAUCUAUAUAUGUAUGUGCAUUUAUAUAAGGAUACAAACUUUGCCUCUUCAGUUUCUACUGUGUAGACAAAGUUGGCAAUUUUUUGUACAAAGGGAAUCAAUGAAGGAUUUCUUAUUUUCUUGGAAGUUUGUAUAAGACUGUGUUGUGUUGAAGCCACUUCAUUUGCCUAUAGAAUCUUAGAGUGUAAAUACCAUAUUGUAUUGUCUUAAUUCAACCUAAAAUAGAACAAAGGAAAAUGGUUAAAGUAGGUGCAAUAAUAACAAUAGAUUGUCCAGGUUAAUUUUGUGUCCAGCAUUUGACUGUCAAAAAAGCCUAACAGGUAGUCUGAGAUAACAGACUCAAAGAGACUGAUGGUUUGGUUUGGCCAGUUUGUUUUUUCCACUACUUUAAAUCAACCAUAGUGACACCAGUGCAAGUCUGAGACUCUAGUUACUUCUGUACUGCAAUGGUAGAUUUUACAGCAAGCUUUGAGCAAUUUUAUUUAAACUGUGUUUGCAUAUACAGAAGUGUCUCCUUCUCCUCAAUUUUAUGGGAGAUUCUUAUUGGUUUAACACAAACAAGAUCAAUGAGGCCUUAUUGCCAGAAAGAAAAGUAGUAACCUCAAUAACUGUAAAUCCUUCCAGACACUAAUACGUAAUUGAAGCUGAUGGAACUUCACUGUGUGCUAACGGAAUUUACUCAGCUAGGAAAAAGAUCACGUACAGAAUUUGUUGUAGUCAUGUUGUUGUUUCGUUUUAUUUUUAAGUACUUCCCUGGCCAUUUGCUUGAUAAUUUAUUCCUUCGUUCUUGGGGCAAAGUUUUGAUUAAUUUUGUGGCUUUUUUUGGUCUGAGAAAAGCAUGCAAGACUAAAUGCAGUGCCAGUGACAUAUUACCUUUCAAGCCAGUGUAUGAGAUUCAGACUAAUCAAGCAAACUAAGGUUAGUGAUUGUCAUUAUUUGAAAAAUCCAGUAUGAAGUUUGUCUUAUAAAUGUUUAAAAUAUUAUGGAUUGAGAAUUUUAAUAUUAUUUUGGAGUGCUUGAUGCUGAAUCUCCAUCUCAGUUAACUAGCUUAGAACAUUACUUUAUAAGUUGUUUCUUUGGUGAAAUAAAGAAUAAAAUGAGGGGAUUUUCAGGAAGGUCUUGAGAAAAUGUGUCUUUAUAGCAAUUUAUGUUCUUGUAAAUCUUUGUGCUUUAAAGGAAUAGUAGGGGUUUUAAGUGAAAUGACAAAAAUGCUCAAGAAUGAGGGCAUGAUAUGAUAUAAGGUGAAUCUAGAAAAAUCUUGUUAAAAAUCACAAAAGAAAAAGGGUUUAUUGGUUUAUUUUGAAGAUGUCUACUUCAAGUGGGGAAAAAACAAAACAAAGUUAAUUAAUGUACAUUUGGUGCGUGUAAGCCAGUCAAAAAAAUGAAGGACAGUUCUUUCUGACACCACUUCAGUUUCAGUUUUAAAUACUUAAUUUUGUAUAUGAACAACUUGAUUUUAACAUUUAUACAUUUUUGUCAAUAGCCUUUCCAUAAGCUUCAUUAGCAUCUAGUUAGUUUGCUGUCACAGUGUUUAUUGGUUUGUGACUUCAUAAGGCUUUAAAUGCUUUAUAUUUAGAAGGAAAACAUUAGGACGACGUGGUAAGUUCACGCCAUUUGCACCUUUCCAUAGUUUUUUACAGUUCUUAUGUCUGGAGUUUGAAUUUAGAAUGUGUUUUAUUAAUGGUUUAGUUUCAUAAUAUAGAAUCUCAGCUAGGAUGCACAAAUAAGUUUUUUGUCCUUUUGCGAGGCUGUCUGGUUGACUGAUGCAAAUGAUUUGAGAAUUGGUUGGAUCCUGUCCUUUAGAAUAGUGUGAAAUCUGGCAAUCAGACGUCACCAUCUCUUAAAUUGUAAGAAUACAGUAACAGUAUCUGCUACAACAUGAUUAGAGGUUACUUACAACUCUGCUUGCUAAUCUAUGUAGUGUUACUUAAAAUCUGCGCAAUGUUCUGAAAAUACUAGUGAUGCAGAAAAUCCCUGCUCUGGUAUAGCAGCUUUACAUUUGGGGACCAGAUCAUCAACUGGUAUAAAUCUGUCUUGAGUUCUAUUUUCAGAAUCAAAUGGUACCAGCUGAGAAGCAAAGCCCAGGCAGACAUCUGUCCAUUUAAAAGUGCUUUGAAGUCCUUUAUGGCAUAUUAUCAGACAGUUAUUUCAAUGGUACCGGGUGGGUUGUUAUAAUUAAAACAUAUGUGAUGGUUUAGAGUGUGAUACAAUAUUAGAUUUUGAGUUAAGCUUCCUUCUCAGCUAGGCAGUUCAAAUUUAAUAGUCUAUAAAUUUUUAUCAUUUAGUCUAAAGUACUAGUUGCUAUUUGCUCCCUGUCCUCUGUUAGAGAAACCUGUAAUGGUAAUUCAGGAGGGAAAAUUGUUUUUCCACAGAAAUCAUCUUAUUUCUAGGUGGACAAUCACACCAUGCUUCUAGGAGCACAUUUGUCUUCACUUUGGAAAAGAAACGCACAUCCAGCUGGAUGUACAAGAAAACGUUUGUGACUGUGGAGGGUUACAUGACAUAGGAGAGCUACAUUACCCCCUCCUCCUAAGUUUAACUAACCUAUUUCCUGUUUAGCAUCAGAAAAUGUAAAUUCCCUAUUUUGUCUUCCUACCUCACCUUUUUCAGUUCCUACGCAACCAAGAGAAGGCUCUGCUUCUUAAAAUGUGGUGGGUUUUUUGGCCAAAAUAAAUUAAAAGCAAAUCCUUAUGCUGAUUUCUCAUGGCUUAUUUUCUACUUUACAGAAUGUUGCAGUCAUCUGUAUUCUUUGGGAUGGAAGUAAACUCUGUUUCGGUGGGGCUGUGAGAUUCCUUUGAACAUGCAAACGGUCAUCUGUUAUUAUUUUUUUGUUAUUUAGUGAGGAUAUAUUGUAUUAAUCUACAGGGGCUACAGAAAUAGUUAUAUUUGGUAUCUCUAAUACCAGCAUAUUAGUAUUCUAUGAGAGGGAAUGUCUAUUUUUAAUGCUACUGUCUUCAAUUAAUGAAACGUUCCAUUGCAGGGUCCCCUCAGUUAUUUUUUUGUUUGUUUAAUGUUACCAUUUAUGCCAUGUAAUUUUUCAUUGUGAUGAUCUACUAGAGUAUUUGGCUGUAGAAAUGCUGCAACACGUACUCCUUUUCAUGUCAUGAAACAUUUGGUCUGGAAACCAUGCAAUGUUCAAGUAUUGUACCAUGUAAAUAAGAUUAAUAGAAGCUAUAGCAUUGUAUUUAUUGCCUACACUAAGAAUGAAAUGGGAAAAAUGUGAAGUUAUUUUUUGGUUGUGCUUUAUUUUCACUUUGUUCAUAAGAAUCAUCAUGCAUUUCAGUUGCUGAAAGAAGUAUCAUGUUUGUGAUCAAUAAAAUAUUCCUACAUUUAUUCAGAUAUCUUGUGCUAUAAUACAGAAAUAACAAAGCUGAUCUAAAGUAGGCUUUCAGAGAUGUCUUAACUGUGUGUUAGUUAAAUAUUAACCCGGGGAGAAAUUAAUGACAUAAAGUUACUAACAACUACUCAGUUUUUAAGUGUUUGUUUGUUUAUUUAAUACUUAUAUUUUUAAUGCAUAGUAGAGUGUUGCAUUUCUGGAGGAAGCUUGUAUAGAUGACAAUGUAAGAUGGCUGCACUUAAAAUUAUUUACUAAAAAGCUUCAUAUUCCUAAUUUCUUUGUCUCCUGAAUCUGCCCUUUAGUAAAAAGUUACAAAUACUUACUUAUGUUUAGAAGCCAAUUUUUCUGUUCCAUCAUGAGCUGGCAGCAGAGUAGAGAAUAAAGUAAAUCUGUCUAUCUUCUCCAUUCCAUCAGUCUAGGUGGAGUUCCUCUCAACAUGGUGUUCA